Molecule: messenger RNA, 1721 nt
Organism: Ipomoea nil (Japanese morning glory)
Lineage: Eukaryota; Viridiplantae; Streptophyta; Magnoliopsida; Solanales; Convolvulaceae
Product: myosin-11-like
Exons: 10
Coding region: 92-1213 (373 amino acids)
Biological process (GO): actin filament organization
Source: RefSeq, a predicted model, not a curated record
CUUCUACCAAGACUCCAAAUUUAUAAGAACAAAUGAUCGGGGCUUUGUAGGUUGUUUAGACACAUAUACUUGGAUCUAUCAAGACUCUAAAAUGGGACUAAUGGAGACUUACAAUUUGGAGGAGCGACUGGUAGGUUUAAUUGCUGCACAGAAUCUGGGCUUCUCUAAGGGCAGACCGAUUGCUGCUUGCAUUAUCUACAAAUGUCUUAUGCAGUGGCGGUCAUUUGAAGUUGAAGGGAGCAGCAUCUGUGACAGGAUAAUAGAAACCAUCGGCCAAGCUAUUGAGACUCAGGAUAACAAUGAAAUCUUAGCUUAUUGGUUGUCCAAUGCAUCAACUUUGUUGCUUCUGCUUCAAGGGCUCAAUCUUGACGGUGAAGCCAAAUAUCCUGCACUUCUGUUCAAGCAGAAGCUGACAGCUUAUGUGGAAAAGAUUUAUGGAAUGAUCCGUAAUAAUUUGAAGAAACAGAUUUUUCCAUCACUUGGAUUAUGCAUUCAGGCCCCAAGGAUAGCCAGAGCAAGCGUGAUUAAAGGACCUGCAGCUUACCUUGCAAAGGCCGCGACUCAAGAAAUUCUUAAUAAACACUGGGAAGAAAUUGUCAAAAGCCUUGCAAAUUUUUUGUUCAUGUUGAAAGCCAAUCACGUGCCUCCGUUUCUAGUUCGUAAAGUUUUUACACAAGUUUUCUUCUUCAUCAAUGUCCAAUUUUUCAACAGUCUCUUGAUAAGACGAGAAUGCUGCGCAUUUAGCCACGGUGAGUAUGUCAUGGCCGGGCUUGCUGAACUUGAAUUUUGGUGCAAUAAAGCAACCGAUGAGUAUGCAGGGUCUGCAUUGGAAGAGCUCAAACAUAUAAGACAGGCCAUAGGAUUUCUGCUCAUACAUGAGAAACCGAUGAAGACACUGGAUGAGAUAAGCCACGAUUUAUGCCCUGUGCUUAGCAUACAACAGCUGUACAGAAUCAGCUCAAUGUACCAUGACGACGAAUAUGGCACUCACAGUCUUUCCCCUGAAGUUAUAUCCGAUAUGAUUGUGCUAAUGACAGAAGAUUCAAACAAUCAUGUCAGCCGUUCUUUUCUGCUAGAUGAUGAUUCGAGCAUACCAUUCUCAGUGGAUGAUCUAUCCAAGUCAUUGGAACCGAUGGACAUUUCAGACAUAGAACCACCACCUCUCAUUUGCGAAAACGCAGGCUUUAGUUUCUUAUUACCUCGUGCAGACUGACAGCUUCUAUUAGCAAGCUAAGCCUGCAGAAAGGAGCAGACACCAAUUACUAAUAAAUGUUUCAAACUACGUACCCCGCCACAAGGAUUAUAUAUCGGCUGCUGGGUGAUAGAGUUAGGAGGCCAGGCCAGCAUUAUUCGUCUAUCGUCCUGGAUUUCAGCACGUAACCAUUCAGUGGGAGAUUUUGUUUCCCCCUUCAUAUUUAUGUUUCUUAGUUUCCUGUUUUUAGUUGUUUUCUGGCAUUCUGCAGAUAGCUUCUGCAGAGAAAGACAGAAAGAAGAUGAUGGAAAAGAAAGAGACAGAGACAUUUGGUUACUCUAGGAAACUUUUUUUUCCCUUAUCUUUAAAUCUUUCUAAGUUUCCUCUUUUUAGUUGUGUUCUGGCACACUGCAACUUCUGCAGUGAAAGACAGAAAGAAGAAGAUGAAAAAGAAACAGAUCAGAUGAAUACUAUACAGUUUUUGGUUAGACAUCCACCACAAUGCAAUUGGUUUCUCUGGGAAAUUUUG